AUGAGCGUCGGCGGCUCGGACCGCAAUGAGGACUUCCACCAGCAGCUGCGGCUGCAGGAGCUCUACGAGCGGAAGGAGGACGGGGGGGGCGGCGACGAGCCCUUCACCUACACCGACUCCGCCGACGGCACGCAGUACGAGUGGGACCGCGAGAAGAAGGCCUGGUUCCCCAAGGUCACUGAAGAUUUCUUGGCAACGUACCAUGCUAACUAUGGUUUUCCCACUGAAAGCUCCAAUACUUCGGCGUCCGUUGCAAAGACUGAAUCUAAAGCUGCACCGGAUUCCAAGGCCGCCAAGGCUCGGCUGCCGGUAGACGCCAAACCAUCGCAGCUGCUGCCAGCAGACCUUAAACAAAAAGGAGAAAAAAGAAAAGCCGAAGCAGGAUGGUUUCAUGUUGAAGAACAGAAAAAUACAAAUGUUUAUGUGACAGGUUUGCCACCAGAUAUCACAAAAGAUGAAUUUGUAGACGUUAUGUCAAAAUGUGGCAUCAUUAUGCGCGAUCUUCAUACAGAGGAACCAAAAAUCAAGCUCUACAAAGACAAGGAGGGAAACCUUAAAGGUGACGGACUCUGUUGUUAUUUAAAGAGAGAAUCUGUUGAACUUGCGCUGAAAUUGCUGGAUGAAAAAGAAAUCCGAGGGUACAGACUGCAUGUGGAAGUUGCCCAGUUCCAGCUUAAGGGGGAGUAUGAUGCCAGCAAGAAGAAAAAGAAAUGCAAAGAUUACAAAAAGAAGCUCUCUCAGCAACAAAAACUGCUGGAUUGGCGGCCGGAGAAGAAAGAGGGGAGCGUUAGAUUGCGACAAGAGCGAGUUAUCAUCAUCAGAAACAUGUUUCAUCCCAAAGAUUUUGAGGAGGAUCCCUUAGUGCUAAAUGAGAUCCGGGAAGAUCUACGGACAGAAUGUGAAAAAUUUGGUCAAGUAAAGAAAGUCAUUAUAUUUGAUAGGCAUCCCGAUGGAGUAGCGUCCAUAUCCUUUAAGGAAGCCGAAGAGGCUGAUGUUUGCAAACAGGCACUCAAUGGGCGAUGGUUUGGUGGACGGCAGCUCUCCGUGGAAACGUGGGACGGUGUAACUGAUUAUCAGGUUGAAGAAACCUCCCGGGAAAGAGAAGAAAGACUGAAAGGAUGGCAAGAAUUCAUAGGAGAUCCUGACCAAGAACGGCCUAAGAAGCCAUCGGAUGCAAAUUCUUCAGAAAGUGGCCCGCAGCGGGCUGAAAGAGACCCGCCCUCUCAAGAUAACGGGGCCGCUGAAGCUGACACAAAGGCCGAAGCCGCCGAGGGAGGAGAUGCCCACAAAGGAGCCGGCGAAGAUGUCGCGGCGUCCACCGACAGCAGCGGGGCGGGCAGCGACGAAGAAGUAGAGACUUAACGCCACUCACCGCUUGUCGAAAGCAUGAUUGCAGGCUCCCCUCAAGAUCUUUCUUCUCCUUUCCUGAUGCAGUUGCAAGCAUCCACUCCAAUCAAUGAAUAUAAAUAAAUAUAUAUAUA
Messenger RNA from Protobothrops mucrosquamatus (brown spotted pit viper), 1481 nucleotides. RefSeq names its product HIV-1 Tat specific factor 1 (gene HTATSF1). Gene Ontology annotation, cellular component: U2 snRNP; U2-type spliceosomal complex. The record is from RefSeq and is a predicted model, not a curated record. Gene Ontology annotation, molecular function: RNA binding. The transcript has 9 exons. Bases 1 to 1362 code for a protein of 453 amino acids. Lineage: Eukaryota; Metazoa; Chordata; Lepidosauria; Squamata; Viperidae. Gene Ontology annotation, biological process: mRNA splicing, via spliceosome.